GAGAGAGCCAGCGCGCGCGGGGCUGGAUCGAACAUCGAUCCGGCACGCAAAAGGCCAUCCGAGGGCUGAGGUUCAUCAGCAACACCAAAUCCAACGGUCCUGAUGCAUGGAACGGCGUUCAGUCCAAUUUCGACAAGCUUGCUCGUGACGGUCUCCUAUCCCGCUCCGAUUUCGCCCAAUGCAUAGGGAUGAAGGACUCCAAGGAGUUUGCAUUGGAGCUUUUCGAUGCAUUGAGUCGAAGAAGGAGAUUGAAGACGGAAAAGAUCAGCAAAGAAGAACUUUACGAGUUUUGGUCACAGAUCACUGAUCAGAGCUUCGAUUCUCGCCUUCAGAUUUUCUUCGAUAUGGUGGACAAGAAUGAAGAUGGAAGGAUUACAGAGGCCGAAGUUAAAGAGAUAAUAAUGCUGAGCGCGUCCGCAAAUAAACUGUCUCGAUUGAAAGAACAGGCAGAGGAAUAUGCCGCUUUAAUUAUGGAAGAGUUGGAUCCUGAAGGACUUGGCUACAUUGAGUUAUGGCAACUGGAGACCCUACUGCUGCAAAGGGACACAUACCUAAACUACAGUCAAGCUCUGAGCUACACGAGCCAGGCCUUGAGCCAGAACCUGGCGGGGCUAAGAAAGCGGGGGCCCAUAAGGAACCUGAGCACCAAACUUGGCUACUACAUUGAAGAGAAUUGGAAGCGACUGUGGGUGAUCGCGCUGUGGAUUGGGAUCAUGAUCGCCCUUUUCACGUGGAAGUUCAUUCAGUAUAGAAACAUGUACGCAUUCAAAGUGAUGGGAUACUGCCUAACUACAGCCAAAGGGGCUGCCGAGACUCUCAAGUUCAAUAUGGCUCUCAUUCUUCUUCCUGUUUGUCGAAACACCAUUACGUGGCUUCGUGCCACUCGCAUAUCUCGAGUGCUGCCUAUUGACGAUAACAUCAACUUUCAUAAGACCAUUGCAGCAGCAAUUGUAAUUGGAGUGAUCCUCCAUGCCGGCAACCACCUCAGCUGCGAUUUCCCACGCCUAAUAUCCUCAGACGACAGAAUGUAUAGCGGGAUGAAGGGUGAUUUCGGGGAUUCAAAGCCCUCCUACAUAAAACUCGUUCGAGGCCCAGAAGGUGCAACAGGAAUCCUCAUGGUCGUAUUCAUGGCGGUGGCUUUCAUACUUGCUACUCAUUGGUUUCGCCGGAGCCUGGUCAAGCUCCCCAAGCCCUUCGACAGGCUCACAGGUUUCAAUGCGUUUUGGUAUUCUCACCAUCUCUUUGUUAUAGUCUAUGUUUUGCUCGUGGUUCACGGACAGUUCCUCUAUCUUGUGCAUUCCUGGUAUCUCAAAACGACAUGGAUGUAUUUAUCUGUGCCCCUUCUUCUUUAUGCUGGCGAAAGAAUCCUGAGAGCUUUGAGGUCUGGAUAUUACUCUGUCAGAUUACUCAAGGUAGCUAUUUAUCCUGGUAAUGUUCUCACGCUGCAAAUGUCGAAGCCUCCAGCUUUCAAAUACAAGAGCGGGCAGUACAUGUUUGUUCAGUGCCCCGCAGUCUCACCAUUUGAAUGGCAUCCAUUUUCAAUAACAUCAGCACCAGGAGAUAAUUUCCUUAGCAUCCAUGUUCGUCAGCUUGGCGAUUGGACCCAGGAGCUCAAACGGGUAUUCUCGUUGGCCUGUGAGCCUCCUACUGCAGGAAAAAGUGGCCUCCUUAGAGCUGAUGAAAGUACCAAAAAGAGCUUGCCAAAACUCUUAAUAGAUGGACCUUAUGGGGCUCCUGCUCAGGACUAUAGUAAAUACGAUGUUCUGUUACUCGUAGGGCUGGGAAUCGGGGCGACACCAUUCAUUAGUAUACUGAAAGAUUUGUUAAACAAUAUUGUGAAAAUGGAGGAGCAAGCUGAUUCGAUGGUUGAUUUCUGCCCCCCAGCAGGCGAACAUAUGGAUCUGGCUACCAUCAUGAGAGCAACUACACCCAACAUUAGAAAAAUGCUCAAGACGACCAAUGCGUAUUUCUACUGGGUAACUCGAGAACAGGGCUCUUUCGACUGGUUCAAGGGAGUUAUGAAUGAGAUUGCUGAGCUUGACUAUAGGGGUAUAAUUGAGAUGCACAACUACCUCACUAGCGUGUACGAAGAAGGGGAUGCCCGAUCUGCACUCAUCACUAUGGUUCAAGCCCUCAAUCAUGCUAAGAAUGGUGUCGACAUAGUGUCUGGGACCAGGGUGCGAACACACUUUGCGAGACCUAACUGGAAGAAAGUCCUGUCAAGAUUGAGCUCUAAGCAUCCUUGCGCAAAAAUAGGAGUAUUCUACUGUGGAGCUCCAAUUUUGGCUCAAGAGCUGAGCAGGUUGUGCUACGAGUUCAAUCAAAGAGGCGCCACAAAAUUCGAGUUCCACAAAGAACAUUUCUGAAUACACGUACAUAUACACAUGCAUACAUACUAAUACCAUAGAACGAACUACUGUACACACUAUUUUUGUAAUAACUUUUUGAAAAGAUGAGGUAAUUGAAUAUAGAAGAGAAAAAAAACUCAAGUUUAUACACCUUAUCUGGCGUCUGUAUAAAUAAAUUGAAGAUAAGCAAAAAGAUGAAAGAAAAGGAAAGAGUAUUGGUGGUGAGUGCGUUGACAAGGACCGAAGGAGCACCAAGGAUUCUUGACGCGGCUACCUGGUGGUGGGUCCUACGAAGUGAGGAACAGCUAGUGGCUGUUGUUGACUUUUUUAUAUGUACACUUGGCAAGGUUUCAUUGGCUGGAGUCCAUCGUUUCUAGAAGCUCAGGUCACCUGCGUUCAUGGGUCUUCGGGAGAGUAGGUGAGCCUGAUAUUAUUAUUUUGAAAAUUUUAAAAUUGAGCAGUAGGUAGAGUAGAAGAGAAACCAAAAUGGUUUGAUAGAGAAAUUGUGUAUAUGUGAUUAGAAUUAGCUAAUCAAGGUCAAUAUGCACCAAACUAUAGAUGUACUAUUAUUUUCUAAUUAGUUAAUGAUAAGAUGGAUGAUGGUAGUUU
This is a messenger RNA of Asparagus officinalis (garden asparagus), 2957 nucleotides long. Its product is annotated as respiratory burst oxidase homolog protein A. Bases 189 to 2366 code for a protein of 725 amino acids. The transcript is spliced from 14 exons. Gene Ontology annotation, cellular component: plasma membrane. Lineage: Eukaryota; Viridiplantae; Streptophyta; Magnoliopsida; Asparagales; Asparagaceae. Gene Ontology annotation, molecular function: calcium ion binding; NAD(P)H oxidase H2O2-forming activity; peroxidase activity. The record is from RefSeq and is a predicted model, not a curated record.